AUGGAUCGUUGGGUCGGUAAAGUUGCGAUUGUAACCGGUGCGAGUGCGGGUAUCGGUGAAGGGAUUGCCGAGGGUCUCGUCAAGGAAGGUAUGGUGGUAGUUGGGCUUGGCAGGCGAUUGGAGAACCUGGAAGCCCUCGCAAAACGUGUGAAAAACGCUAAGGGCGAGUUCCAUGUAAAGCAGGUCGACAUUACCAACACCGAGGAUUUCAAGGGCGUCUUUGAAUGGGUUGAUAAAAAAUUCGGAAGGCUCGAUGUCCUCGUUAACAGCGCUGGUACCUGGAGCGCCAAACGAAUCAUAGAUGACGAUGCUGAGGGAUUUAAGAAACUGCUCGAUCUCAACGUCUUGGCGUCUACCGUGGGCGUUAAAGAAGCAGUGGCUUCGAUGCGGAGCCGUAAUGUAGCCGGCCACAUUGUCAACAUAAACAGCGUCGAUGGAUACUGGCUCGGCAAUCAACAAACUUCGAGUUUGUACGCAGCCACGAAAUUCGCAAUUACAGCAAUGACUGAGAUAGUGAGACAGGAUCUCGUGGCAGUCGGCAGCAAGAUUAAAAUUACGAGCCUCAGUCCUGGGUUUGUCAAGACAGACAUCAUUCGGGCAUCCGGAGUCCCUAACCAUGAAAGUUUCUUCGACAACGUUCCACAUCUCCUGCCGGAGGACAUAUCUAACGCAGUUGUCUACAUUCUGGGUACCCCAGACUUCGUUCAGGUCACCGAGUUGUCGAUUCGUCCGGUCGGCGAACCGUAUUAG
Diprion similis is the source of this 750-nucleotide messenger RNA. RefSeq names its product farnesol dehydrogenase-like. Lineage: Eukaryota; Metazoa; Arthropoda; Insecta; Hymenoptera; Diprionidae. Gene Ontology annotation, molecular function: oxidoreductase activity. The transcript has 5 exons. Bases 1 to 750 code for a protein of 249 amino acids. The record is from RefSeq and is a predicted model, not a curated record.